Molecule: messenger RNA, 1128 nt
Organism: Miscanthus lutarioriparius
Lineage: Eukaryota; Viridiplantae; Streptophyta; Magnoliopsida; Poales; Poaceae
Source: the annotation of a GenBank genome assembly
AUGGAAGCCAUGGACGUCAUGUACAAGCCCGUCAUGUUCCCCAACGGCGCCGCCCUCAAGAAGCAGGUGAAGCCGGCGGCCGUGGCGCCGGCCGGGGCCGGGGGCGAGCUGCUGUACCGGGAGUGCCUCAAGAACCACGCCGCGAGCCUGGGCGGGCACGCCGUGGACGGAUGCGGCGAGUUCAUGCCCUCGCCGGGGGCCAACCCGGCUGACCCGACGUCGCUCAAGUGCGCCGCGUGCGGGUGCCACCGCAACUUCCACCGCCGGACGCUGGAGGGUUCCCCGCCGCCGCCCACGCCUGCGCCUGCGCCGCUGGCGCUCCCGCCGCCGCCGAGCGUGCUGCACGGCCAGCCGCACCGCGGCGGGGAGGAGACGCCCGAGGACCGCUACCACCCGGGGGUCGUCGACGCCGACGACUCCGAUUCCGACUCGGAGGGCUCGGAGUACGACGAGGAGCGGUCGGUGUCCCCGCCCCCGCACGCGCCGCACCACGUGCCGGCGCCGGUGGCGCAGCAGCCCCCGCCCCCGCCGUCGUACUUCGCGACCGCGCCGCACAUGCUGCUCUCGCUUGGCUCUGGCGGCGCGCCAGGCGCCGCGGUAGCGGCCGCGGCGCAGAGGCUGCAGGCCCCAGCAGCCCAACAGCUGACGCCGUCGAGCGCGCCGCCAGGCCCCGGGGGCGGCGCGAUGCCUAUGCCCAGGAAGCGGUUCCGCACCAAGUUCACCGCCGAGCAGAAGCAGCGGAUGCAGGAGCUGUCGGAGCGGCUCGGGUGGCGGCUGCAGAAGCGCGACGAGGCCAUCGUCGACGAGUGGUGCCGCGACAUCGGCGUCGGCAAGGGCGUCUUCAAGGUCUGGAUGCACAACAACAAGCACAACUUCUUGGGCGGACACAGCGCCCGCCGCAGCGCCUCCGCCUCCGCGGGCGCCGCGCCGCUCCAAACCCAAGGCAGCGCUGCUGCACCGUCGUUAUUCAACCCGUCCAGGAUCACCCCUCCCCCUCCCGUCCUCACCUCGUCCCCGACCGGCGCCACCAGCGGCUUCAACAUCAACGGCGCCGCCGCCCCGGCGCCCACCGUCACCGCCGACCACACGGACAACGCCAAUGGAGCUUCGUCGCCGCAGUCCGCUUAA